Molecule: messenger RNA, 1453 nt
Organism: Strigops habroptila (Kakapo)
Lineage: Eukaryota; Metazoa; Chordata; Aves; Psittaciformes; Psittacidae
Product: myb-related transcription factor, partner of profilin-like
Exons: 2
Coding region: 1-1287 (428 amino acids)
Cellular component (GO): nucleus
Source: RefSeq, a predicted model, not a curated record
AUGAGAGCCGUACCGGAGCGCUGUGUGCGCGGCGGGGCCGGCAGGGGGCGCUAUGGAGCCGUACCGGAGCGCUGUGUGCGCGGCGGGGCCGGCAGGGGGCGCUAUGGAGCCGUACCGGAGCGCUGUGUGCGCGGCGGGGCCGGCAGGGGGCGCGCAGGCGCCGGUGGCGCUCCGCCCCGGCCCCGCGGCGCUCGGUCGGGUUCGGUACCGCGGGGACGGCGCAGGACAAAAGGCGCGGCGGGGCGAGGGGCGGCGGGGCGAUGGGCGGCGGGGCGGCGCCAUGAGGAGGCGGCGGCGGCGGCGGCGGCGAGCAUGGCGGCGGGCGGCGGCGGGGCGCGGCGGGGGCUGCUGAAGCGGAAACCGAACUUCACGCUGCAGGAGAUCGACAUCCUGAUGAGCGAGGUGCUCAAGUACGAGCAGCUGCUGUUCGGCGCCGCCGCCAGCACCGUCAACGCCUACGAGAAGCAGAAGAUCUGGUGGCGCAUCACCAACAAGAUCAACGCCGCCGGCCGCAACCAGCGCGACAUCGGCGAGGUGAAGAACCGCUGGCGCGGGCUGCGCCGCCGCGCCAACGACAAGAUCACCCGGCACCGGCAGGAGCGGCAGGGACCGGCCGCCAGGCCCGCCCCCAGGCCCGGCACCGGCAGCGGCACCGGCAGCGGGUCCGGGCCAGGCCCCCCGGAGCUCGGCCCCGGCCCCGCGUCCGGUUGGGGACAGCGAGGAGCCGCCGGCAUCGACCCGCCGGUCCUGAGCGCCGAGGUGGUACCGCACGGCCUCAAGGAGGAGGUGGUGAAGGAGGAGCCGGUGGAGGUGAAGACUGAGCCCUUCCAGAGCCCGGCUCCCGACGGCGUUCCCGGCUGCGGCGGCCCCCGGCCGGGCGCUGAGCAGAGCGAGGGCUGGAGCCGGAGCCCCCCGCGGCCCGCGGCGCCCGAACUGUGCCUCGGGGAGCUGGGGGGGCCGCAGGAGCCGCUGGGCUCCGACUUCCCCAGCAUCCUCUUCCAGCAAGAGGCGGAGCAGCUCCAGGACUGCGGGGCCGGGGCCGCCGCGCCCGCGGGGCUGCCGGACGGGACCCCCGGCUGCGCGCAGCUCUGCGCGGCCGAUGCGCGGGCGGUGCAGGCGCAGGAGCGGCUGGUGCAGGAGGUGCGCGCCUUCCGACGGGAAUACGCCGAGAGCUGCCGGGAAACCACGUCCCUGCUGCGCGCCAUGGCCCAGGCGCUGGGCGGGCUCAGCCGCAGCCUGGCCGAGAUCCGGGAUCUCUACCUCCGGGAGCAGGGCCCCCAGGGCUGACACCCCCCCCCGCAGCUGGCUGUGGGGUCCGGACACCCCCUUCCCUCCUCUUGCUGCUUUGAGUCUUAUUUUUAUGGGUUUUCCCACCCUUUUCCAGCCCGUUUCAAUAAAUCCCGAGGUGCCCCCGGGCUCAUUGAGGGGUUCGGGGGGCGAUGGGGUACUGGAA